GAUUUGGAGAAUUGAUAUUUCAUCUACAAUCACACCUCCAUUUCACCUUACUAAUCUCCCACAUUCACUCCUUAUUUACGCAACCCCAAGCGAGCUCCAAACACCACACUUUCUCACAAAGAUUCCCUCAUUUUCCUUCCAAUUUAAGCACCCCCACAGAUCCGGAAUUCGUUUGAGACAUUUUGUGUGUGCAUUGUCCAAUCUGUGUUUAUCGAAGUGUUCUUUUGGCGUUUUGUUCACGAAAACAGUACUUCCUUUAGCUUUAAUCUGCUACUUUCUGGAAUGCAUUUUCUACGUUGAGGUGGACAUUAGGUUUCGGAUUCUGUUUUCUACAGACCACAAAGACUGUUUCAUACCUAGAGAAUUUAGGGGAAGUUUUUUUCUGGUCAGAAUGGUUUGGGGGUGGAUUUCUUGGAUUCGGAUCGAGGAGGUUUGAACUGGUAGUUGAAGGAGAAAAUCCUGGGUUUUGAAUGAAUAGGGUGGCGGGGUGGAAGUGGGAACUAGAUGAUUUGCAGCCUGUGAUUGACUGAUUAUCAUCCAGCGAUGUCGAAGGUUGCUAAAUGGAAGCUUGAGAAGACAAAAGUAAAAGUAGUCUUCCGGUUACAAUUCCAUGCUACACAUAUUCCACCAACCGGAUGGGAUAAAUUGUUUAUAUCUUUCAUUCCCGCCGAUUCUGGAAAGGCAACAGCAAAGACAACCAAGGCAAAUGUGAGAAAUGGGACCUGCAAAUGGGCAGAUCCUAUCUAUGAGACUACAAGACUUCUCCAAGAUGCCAAAACCAAGCAGUAUGAUGAGAAACUCUAUAAAAUUAUUGUGGCAAUGGGUUCUUCACGGUCUAAUAUCCUGGGUGAGGCUAAUAUCAACCUUGCUGAUUAUUCUGAUGCCCAAAAGCCUUCUACUGUUGCACUGCCUCUUCAUGGAUGCAAUUCUGGAACUGUAUUACAUGUUACUGUGCAGCUGUUAACUUCUAAAACCGGGUUCAGAGAGUUUGAGCAGCAGAGGGAACUGAGAGAGAGAGGGUUGCAGACGAACACUGGACAAAAUAGGCGUGAUGGAUCUAGUGGAGGAAAAGCAUUAUCAUCCGAAGAAACUGUCAAUGAACACAUGGAUAAGGUCAAUGCAAGGGUUAGAUUCAAACCAGAAUCAACAGAGCUUCCUUCACUUGAAGAAGAGGGAGGAUUAAAUGAAGAAUAUUCAGACUCAGCUAUUGGAUUUGAUGGCUCAUCCAAUACAUCAGAAAGUUUAUGUGCUGAAAAGCAUGAUACCUCCAGCACACAUGAAAUCGAUAGCCUUAAGAGCACAAUCUCUGGUGAUUUAAAUGGACUUUCCCACACUCAAAGUCCUCAGACAGAGAAAGGGGACCCAUCAGAUCAGAGGUUUUUGGCACAGGGAAGCAAUGAUUGGGUUCAUGGAUGGAGUUCAGACUAUUCUGUGGAUAAUGACUUGGCAAUUGCUUAUGAAGAGAACAAUAGGCUUAGAGGAAGCUUGGAAGUUGCGGAGUCUUCUAUUAUUGAGCUUAAGCUGGAGGUAAGCUCUCUACAAAGUCAUGCUGAUGAAAUAGGUGUUGAAACACAAAAGUUUGCUAAGCAGCUUGCUGCUGAGAUUGCUUCAGGAGAAGUUCUUGCCGAAGAGGUUUCUGUACUGAAAUUAGAGUGUUCAAAACUCAAGGAGGACCUUGAACACCUCAGAAAUUCUAAGUCAAUUCCUGAAUUUGCUAGCAGAGAAAUUAUUCGGACAGAUCAGGAUCAUGGAUUUGAAGAUUCACAGCUGAGAUGGCUAAAGGGACUUUUAAAUAUGGAGGACAAGAUAAGAGAGCUUCAAACUAAGGCAUGCCUUGGGUUCCAUGAAAGGGAGUGCAGGUUCCUUCAGCCAGACUUAGAGGCACUGCUCCAUGUUCUGCAGGAUCUCAAACAAGGAACUGGACAAGCAAUUUCUAUGUUCGAUGCUUUACCAUCAGAAACUGCAAACAUAAAGGAGAUGAGAGAAAGCCAACAAUUUGUGUCAGGAACUGGGUUUGAUGCUGAAUUGUAUCAGCCUGAAGAUUUGCUUCAUUGCUUAGGUGUAUCUGGCCUGGUUUCUCUUGUACCUGAUUCUCUAGAUGCUACCAAUGCAAUAAAAGACAAAUUCUUUGAACUUCUAAGAGAGUUGGAUGAGUCCAAAGCUGAACGGGAAAGCCUUGCAAGAAAAAUGGACCAGAUGGAGUGCUACUAUGAAGCCCUUGUCCAGGAGCUUGAGGAAAACCAGAAGCAGAUGCUGGGGGAAUUGCAGAAUCUCAGAACUGAGCACUCUACUUGCAUGUACACAAUUUCGUCCACGAAGGCUCAAAUGGAGACAAUGAGCCAAGACAUGAAUGAGCAGAUCUUAAGAUUUGCUGAGGACAGACGUGACUUGAAUUCGCUUAACCAGGAGCUUGAAAGAAGGGCUAUUACUUCAGAAGCAGCACUUAAAAGGGCACGUUUGAAUUAUUCGAUAGCAGUGGAUCAGUUACAAAAAGACCUCGAACUGCUUUCUUUCCAGGUUUUGUCUAUGUUUGAGACUAAUGAGAAGCUUGUGAAAGAAGCUUUUUCAGAAGCUUCACAACCGUCCUCCCGAGAGUGUCCAGAAACGGUGCAGAAUCAGAACUUGGAUUCAGAAAAUCUUGACAUUGCCAAACUCCUACAGUGCCAUAAUAAAAAUGCAGGGGUAAAGAAACCAUCCUUGGGUGGAGAAGUUCUUUUAGAGGACUUGAAAAGAUCUCUUCACUUGCAGGAAGAGCUUUACCAGAAGGUCGAGGAAGAACUCUGUGAAAUGCAUUUGGUGAACAUAGACCUGGAUGUGUUUUCGAAGACUCUAAGAGAAACUUUGCUGGAAGCAAGUGCUGAGAUUGCACUUAUGAAAGAGAAAAUAGAUGAACUUAGUCAGCAGUUGGAGCUUUCAACUGAGUCCAAAGAGUUGUUACUGCUAAGGCUGCAGACUGCUAUGGAUGAUGUUCGCAUGCUGAAUGAGUACAGGGAGAGUUGCAUUGCAAAGUGCCAUGAUCUGGCUCUGCAAAAUCAAAUUUUAGAAGCAAAUUUGGAAAGUGUUUCUAGUGAAAAUUUUCGUCUUAGUCAGAAGAUUGCAGAGUGGGAUGCUCUGGUGAUGAAAUGCAGAAAUUAUGAGAGUAAAUAUGAAGCUUGUGCUGCUGAAAAAAUGGAGUUGGCAAAUUUAUUAAAAGAGGAAGCUCUAGAAAAUGGUGGUCUACAAAAUGAAAUUUCCUCUCUGCAGGAAGAGUUGAAAACUUCCAAAACUGAACUUGAUGAGCUGGCUUCUGUGAAGGAAAGUCUGCAGCAAAUUGUCAAUUUUCUGCAAGAUAAGUUGGGAAGUCUAUUGGCAUGUUAUGAUGCACAAUUAAGUGGAUUGCCUCUACAGAGUAAAUCCACGUUUCAGGAUUUCAAGUUUAAGGACUUCAUGGGUGUUGUCUUGCAAUUAGAAGAACUUCAACAAAAUACACAUGGAAAGAUUCUUCAACUCAUGAAAGAGAAGAAAGAUCUAGAGGAUGAAAGAGAUAUUGGUCGAUUCUCAUUAAGCACAGUAAAAUCAGAAACACUUGUCAUGAGGCAGAAAUUUGAACAUGAUAUACAGGAGAUGGUUAGUAAAGUGGAUGCUUCCAAUGCCCUAGUGCAAAGGCUUCAGUCGGAACUUGAGGUUAUUGCUAACAGACUCAAGGUUAGCUUUGAAGCUGAAGAAAAAUAUGCACAGAAAAGUGGGGAACUUCUCUCUGAUUUUGCCUGUUUGGAAGUUGAGCUGCAAGAACUUAGUUCUAAGAACAGGGACCUUGCUCAAGAAAUCUUGGGGUUGGAAACUGUUACUGAAGAACUUGGAAAGAGUAAGUCGACUAUAGCAGACAUUACACUACGUAACCAAGUUUUGAUGACAUCCUUACAGGUUAAAACCGAUGAAUCUGUGAAGCUUGCAUCAGAGAUUAGCAGUUUGAAAGAAAGUUUGAGAUGCCUGCAAGAAGAGUUAUGUGUUGAAAGAGGCCUCAGAGAUAAAUUAGAGGGCACAGUUGGAGAUCUUACCUUCCAAUUGGAUGAGAAACAUCGCCACUUGAUCAAUUUUGAUCAGCAGAAUGCUGAACUGGACCAUUUCAAGCAGCAGUUAUCUGAUUUAGAGUUAGAAAAAUCAAGUGUCUGUCAGCGGUUAUUGCACAGCGAGGAAUGUCUGAAAAAGGUCCACGAAUCCUCUUUUACUGAUCUGGAAGCUCAGUUAUCUGAGAUGCAUGAAUUGUUAAUAGCCACAGAUGUUAAAUUCAUUUGCACAAGUAAUCAGUAUGAGGCCUGUAUUGAGGAGCUCACUCAGCGACUUCAGUCUUCAGAUAAGCACCUUGAGGAGCUUCACAAAAAGCAUCUUGAUGUAGAGACCAUUCUAAAUUCCCAUCUUGCUCAUGAAGCACAUUACAUUGAAGAAAAUACAGGAUUGCUGUCAACUCUCAAUUCCCUGAAAUCUGAAUUAGAAGUCUCUGUUGCUCAAAAUAGUGUCCUUUUGGAUUCAAACUGUGCUAUGAUGUCUGAACUUGAGGACUACAAGAACAAGGCUGCAAUUUUGGAGGUUAGUCUUCUUAAUGAUAGAAAUCAGCAUGCUUUUGAUCUUGAGCAGCUGAAGCACGUGAUAGUGAGUUCUGAAGAGGAGAUUGACAAGCUGUUGUUGACAAAGGAGGAGCUAGAAAUCAAAGUCAUAGUACUUAAAGAGAAGUUGGAUGAAUGUCGUGCACGGAUAACCAUGCUAGAAGGAAGUAGUGAUGAACUAACUUUGCUCAGGAUCAAGUAUAAUGAGAUUACCCACAGGCUAUCUGAACAGAUUUUGAAGACUGAGGAGUUUAAGAACUUGUCAAUUCAUUUGCGGGAGCUUAAAGACAAGGCUGAUGCAGAGUGUCUACAGAUUCGUGAAAAAAAAGAACCGGAAGGACCACCAGUUGCCAUGCAAGAUUCGUUGAGAGUUGCCUUUAUCAAAGAACAGUGUGAAACGAAGCUGCAAGAACUGAGACACCAGCUAUCCAUUUCCAAAAAGCAUGGCGAGGAGAUGCUUUGGAAAUUGCAAGAUGCUAUUGACGAGAUCGAGAAUAGGAAGAAGUCUGAAGCUUGUCACAUAAAGCGAAAUGAGGAGCUUUCAUUGAAGAUCUUGGAAUUGGAGGCUGAUUUAAAUGCAGCAUUUUCCGAGAAGCGUGAAAAGAUCAAUGGUUAUGACCGAAUAAAGGCUGAAAUGGAAUGCUCGCUAAUAAGCCUUGAAUGCUGCAAAGAAGAAAAACAAAACCUUGAAAAUUCUUUGCAAGAAUGCAAUGAUGAAAGAUAUAAAAUUGCAGUUGAACUCGCCUCAGUGAAAGAACUGCUCAAGACUUAUCCCAUGAAUAUGCAAUUGGAAGGAAAUCAUGGAUCACAUAAAGUGGAGAGCAGAUCUAGUCAGCCAGUUUUAGGGAAUGCUUACCAGGAAAAUCCACUGGUAGACAUAAUUUCUCAGAAUGGUACGACUGGGAACCUGUACCCUAAGUACUCAGACCAAGAUAGUUCAUUUAACCAUGAAAAAGUAGAAGAUACAUAUUCAACUCUCAUUGAUGAAGGUGAGCAUUCAAGCGGACACAUGAGCAUGCAACUGCAGCCUUCUCAGCCUGCUGAAUCUACUCACAUUCAUGGAAUUCCAAGGGAUGGAGUUGUAGACCAAGAGAACUUGCCACAGGAUGAUACAAAGCAUUUAGCUCUUGUCAAUGAUCAUUUCAGAGCCCAAAGUUUGAAGUCUAGCAUGGAACACCUGCAUAAAGAGUUGGAAAGGAUGAAAAAUGAUAACUCGCUCCUCCCACAAGAUGGUCAUCAAUUGGACACAAAUUUUGAAGGUUUACAAAAAGAAUUGAUGACGUUGCACAAAGCUAAUGAAGAAUUAGGAAGCAUAUUCCCUUUGUUUAAUGAAUUUUCAGGCAGUGGGAAUGCAUUAGAAAGGGUACUUGCUUUGGAAAUUGAGCUCGCUGAAGCAUUGCAAGCAAAGAAGAGAUCCAGCAUCCAAUUCCAGAGUUCUUUCCUGAAACAACACAGUGAUGAGGCAGCAGUAUUCCAAAGCUUUAGAGACAUCAAUGAGCUGAUCAAAGACAUGUUGGAACUAAAGGGAAGGUACACAACUGUGGAGACUGAGUUAAAAGAGAUGCAUGAUCGUUACUCUCAACUAAGCCUACAGUUUGCAGAAGUUGAAGGAGAGAGACAGAAACUGAUGAUGACACUGAAGAAUGUCCGAGCAUCCAAGAAGUCCCUACAAUUGAAUCGCCUUUCUUCAGCCACUCCCUGAGAUCACUCUUCAAAGCCACAUUGACAGUUUCCCUUUUAUGUCAUCUGCAGAUUCCCAGAAAUCACCUGGACUGGCUUAAGAUAUUCAUGCUGCAGUGCUGCAUUUAUUUAAUGUUACUAAAAUUGAUGUCAGGUUGCUUGGGCUGCACAAGUGCAAUGAUCAAACUUUACAAGCUUUAUAUGGGAUUUGAAAAGCUAAAGACGGAGUCAUGCUUUUGUGUAAAUAAAAAAUAUGUAUUCCAAAGUCAUAAGAUAUAUAGAUCCCUGUAAUAUUUCUUGGUUCCUUGGUCAUGUAAUUUCCUAGUGCUGUAUAGUAAAACAAAUUCUUUAAUUGACAUUAUCAUUUCUAUUUAAA
Molecule: messenger RNA, 6639 nt
Organism: Vitis vinifera (wine grape)
Lineage: Eukaryota; Viridiplantae; Streptophyta; Magnoliopsida; Vitales; Vitaceae
Exons: 12
Coding region: 544-6285 (1913 amino acids)
Source: RefSeq, a predicted model, not a curated record